This is a messenger RNA of Ailuropoda melanoleuca (giant panda), 2008 nucleotides long. RefSeq names its product tumor associated calcium signal transducer 2 (gene TACSTD2). Lineage: Eukaryota; Metazoa; Chordata; Mammalia; Carnivora; Ursidae. Gene Ontology annotation, biological process: positive regulation of stem cell differentiation. The record is from RefSeq and is a predicted model, not a curated record. The transcript has a single exon. Bases 302 to 1273 code for a protein of 323 amino acids. Gene Ontology annotation, cellular component: nucleus; membrane.
CGGGCUUUCGGUCUGGAGGAGGCGGGAGCAGCUCCGCUCCCCCGAUCCUAUCGCGGGCGGCGCAGGGCGAGCUGUGCCUUCCGUGGGACGGUGACGGGGAGGGGGGUGGGGACCGCGGGAUGUGUCACCCAAAUACCAGAGGGUGAGUCCGCCCAACCAGCCGGGCAGGUCCGGCGGAGUAUAAGAGCGAAGGGAGCGGCCAGCGGCAGGCGCCCGAGACUGUCCCAGCGCGGAGCCGGAGCCCCGCAGAGUCCCCAGCGCCUGGUCUGCCCGCGUCCCGUCUGCGCUCCGCGUCCCCACCAUGGCCCGGGGUCCUGGCCUCGCGCUGCCGUCGCCCCCGCUGCCACUGCUGCUGCUGCUCCUGGCGGCGACGAUCGGCCCCGCGGGCGCACAGGACAACUGCACGUGCGCCACCAAUAAGAUGACCCUGUGCCGCGCGGACGGCCCUGGCGGCCGGUGCCAGUGCCGCGUGCUGGGUUUGGACUUCCCGGUGGACUGCUCCACGCUGACCUCCAAGUGCCUGCUGCUCAAGGCGCGCAUGAGAGCCCCCAAGGGCGGCCGCGCGCUCGUGCGGCCCAGCGAGCACGCGCUCUUGGACAACGACGGCCUGUAUGACCCCGACUGCGACCACGAGGGCCGCUUCAAGGCCCGCCAAUGCAACCAGACGUCGGUGUGCUGGUGCGUGAACUCGGUGGGCGUGCGCCGCACCGACAAGGGCGACCUGGGCCUGCGCUGCGACGAGCUGGUGCGCACCCACCACAUCCUCAUCGACCUGCGCCACCGCCCGGCCGCCCGCGCCUUCAACCACUCGGACCUGGACGCCGAGCUGCGGCGGCUGUUCCGCGAGCGCUACCGGCUGCACCCCAGGUUCGUGGCGGCCGUGCACUACGAGCGGCCCACCAUCCAGAUCGAGCUGCGGCAGAACGCGUCGGAGAAGGCCCCCGGCGACGUGGACAUCGCGGACGCCGCCUACUACUUCGAGAGGGACGUCAAGGGCGAGUCGCUGUUCCCGGGCCGCGGCGGCCUCGACGUGCGCGUGCGCGGCGAGCCCCUGCUGGUGGAGCGGACGCUCAUCUACUACCUGGACGAGAAGCCCCCGCAGUUCUCCAUGAAGCGCCUCACGGCCGGCCUCAUCGCCGUCAUCGUGGUGGUCGUGGUGGCCCUCGUCGCCGGCGUGGCGGUCCUGGUGAUCACCAACCGGAGGAAGUCGGGGAAGUACAGGAAGGUGGAGGUCAAGGAACUGGGGGAGUUGAGAAAGGAACCGAGCUUGUAGGUGACGGUGGGGCAGAGGGUGGGGCGGGGUACCGGAUUUCAGCCCGGCCCCGGACCGAAGUGAGCCGCGCUCCUUGACUCUUGGCCCAGAGGAGAACUUGCUCUUUCCAAGUCCCUGCCUCUCCCCACCCCCAUCAAGUUUAAUAGAUCCUGGGCUCAGGGUCGCCUCUUUUUCUGACUUCUGGCUUCAGAGGAAGCAUUUCUAAAAUUCCUUCCCUUUCGGUCCAACAAGAAACCUGACUCGAAGAGUUAAGGAAAGUUCGGCUCAGGGUUAUAUGUAAGAAUCACCUGUCUGUAUUACAAUCCCGCAUCGUUUGCCAUUGACGCCAUCGGUGUUGAAGGCUUACAGGCGCUUAGAUGGGGGGGGCAGCGCUUUUACCGUCUUGGGUUAAGUUAUUUGAUUAGCUCCAUCUGUAUCCUGGCCUUGCUGGUGAGAAGAGGAGUUCCCCAGCUGAGCCCGCGUAGUGUCCGCAUUUGCUGUCGUUUGUAUUACCAACCGCAUAUGCUUGUCACCAGGAAAGAAGCCUGUUUGAGCUGCCUGAACACAUUUGAGAUGUCUUUGUUUGAGGGCGGACUGUGUCCUAGAAACUCAGCGUCUGUUCUUCAGCCUGCCCUUAUUAUAGCUGAUAGUAGUAAUGUUUCUUUUGUAAAAUGUUUGUACAUAUUUUGUCUUUGAUAAUGCUUUUUUUUAAAACAACGAAUUUAAUAAAAUAUGGAAAAGGUACAGACCGAAAGA